Molecule: messenger RNA, 435 nt
Organism: Geodia barretti
Lineage: Eukaryota; Metazoa; Porifera; Demospongiae; Tetractinellida; Geodiidae
Source: the annotation of a GenBank genome assembly
GAAUGAAUUGCCAAUGAUACAUGAGGUUCUUGGCAAAUUUCCUGCAUUUGGAAAACCAAGAUGUGUUACCACUCCUAUUGAUGGAAUUUUGAAACAAAAAGCUGAACCAGCACCGAGACUUGUAAUCUUGGAGGGUGUACUGGACAACACCCCCAAAAGUGGGAUCAUUAUUGCAGAAGGUCUGAUUUUAUGCAGUAUAAAAUCUGAAAAAGAUGUGCCCCUUAUUGGCUUUGCUAUUGUUAGUUUAAUAGCCGUGUUUUAUGUUUUUGAUGUAAAAUACCCUCAACGACACAUCAAUAUGUUCAAUGUUUUUGAUGAGAAACUCCUAAACUUUAAGCUGAAGAAGCCUGGAAGUAAGACAUAUGAACGUUUCAUUAAAUCUGUAGUUUCAUAGUCACCUGUUUGCUUUUUGAGUAUGUUAUAAUCAUCAAAAUG